ACGUGUCCGUAGAUAUUUCACAUUCUCUCUCCUAAAUUUUCCUAUAAAUGCAGGUUCUUCGCAUGCUUGUUUCAUUCAAAAGCAUUUGUGUUAGUUUUUGUUUGUGUCUUAAAAAUCUUUUGUUGUGUUUGUUUUUUGAUCUCAUCAUUUGAAAAUGUCUUGCUGUGGUGGAAACUGUGGAUGUGGAAGUAGCUGCAAGUGCGGCAAUGGCUGUGGAGGCUGCAAGAUGUACCCUGACAUGAGCUACACAGAAUCAAGCACCACUGAGACCCUUGUGAUGGGAGUUGGAUCUGCUAAGACCCAAUUUGAGGGAGCUGAAAUGGGAGCUGAAAAUGAUGGAUGCAAGUGUGGAGCUAACUGCACCUGCAACCCAUGCACUUGCAAAUGAAAUGGAAAAUGACCCAAUAAUUAUUAUUAUAUAUAACUAGUUUAAGUUAUGUAUUAUGUUUUAAUGUGUACUCUAGUGUUUGGUUUAAAUCCAAACACCCUUUUGGAGUAAUAGAAUAAAGAUGUUGUGUUAUGUUUAAAA
This is a messenger RNA of Trifolium pratense (red clover), 529 nucleotides long. Its product is annotated as metallothionein-like protein type 2. Bases 155 to 388 code for a protein of 77 amino acids. The transcript is spliced from 2 exons. The record is from RefSeq and is a predicted model, not a curated record. Gene Ontology annotation, molecular function: metal ion binding. NCBI's taxonomy places the organism in Eukaryota, Viridiplantae, Streptophyta, Magnoliopsida, Fabales, Fabaceae.